Molecule: messenger RNA, 4460 nt
Organism: Seminavis robusta
Lineage: Eukaryota; Bacillariophyta; Bacillariophyceae; Naviculales; Naviculaceae
Source: the annotation of a GenBank genome assembly
CGUAAAUCAACAAGACGCGAACCGCCAAAGCCAAUCCAGAACCCCUGUUUGCCAAAAACGCGGUAGGGAGGAUGGUGAAAGCAACGGCAACAAACAUCUCUCUCUUUAGACAGCCCCGGCAAUCUAUUGCUUUGUAGAACGACAUCAGGAACAUGAGCACCAAGUCCCAAGAGCCAUCUGGUUGGCGUUUUCGGUUUGAGUGGGAGUCUGAGGAAGACGACGAAGAUUCGGAAGAUGUGGCAUCAGAGCACGGCGGUCCAGCGUUGAUGGCGGGUUCUGAUCCCUCCAUGGUUCCAUCACCACCCGAAAAGACGAAUGAAAAAGUUCAUCAAGAUAAUGUUGGCAAUCUGGAUGCAAAGUCAAACUCGGGCAGGACGGAUCAAGCAUCAUGGAAGUCACUUAUCAGCGAAGAGUUGGACACAGAUGGCGGCGCAACCAAGAAAAAAGAUGACAUUAGAACGCAAGCAAAAGCACCCUCGUCGUCAGAUCAUAGCAACCCAAGAACAACUACCACUACCCCCACCCCCGGCACAACUCCUUUAGCGGCCGUAGACAGCCACCAAACACCAACGACAAAGAGGGAAUUGGGUGAACGCAAAGCCAAGCGAAUAUCCACGUCUGAAAAGGCAUCAGGAGUGGUGGGUGCUGUGGCCAUUGAAGGUGCUGACAGUAAGAGCACCGCAGAAGAAAAAGGCCACCUGAUCAGCCCCAUCAACUCUCAAAGUUCGGAGGAAAUCAUUCAGCAACGCACUGGAAAGUUGAGAGGAAAGAAGCGUGGAUACCCCCACAAGCUACCGGUGCCUUCACAUGAGGAGCGUUUUUCAACCACAGAGGGACACCAAAGACAACAGUCUGAUCCGAAUGCACCUCUUCCAUCCGGUCUAGCCAAAAAGACGCCCGAGCAAGCAAGGACUUUGCGGGUCUCUGUAGCUGCUGCUUCUAGUAUGCCAACCGCCACGGCGGGGGAGCAGACCGGGACCCCCACCUCAAGUUUGCACCGCAAGAAGAUGGCCAUCCAAGAGCGAGUACAUCACCAAGGCACCAUCGUCACAAAUGGGGUUGCCAUAGCAGAAGAAGAAGAAGCAGACGAAGAAGAUAUUGAAAGGCCAGCAUCACACGAUCAUCAGCCGGCCCAGCCCGAUGACCAGGAUAUUUCCGUGCAAACGUCUACCGCCAAUCUCGCUGUUGCCAACCCCGUCACGGAGGACGAUUUGCAACAAGCCCAGGAGUGGCACGAACGACCAAUAAGAACUCGAAACAAACUGGCUUGUUGUCGUCGCCCCCGAUGGCAUGAAUUGGCAGCAUUGGUCUUUGUAAUCGCCGGAGCGGUAGCUAUUGCUUCCAUUGUUGGAGUCGAGCAAAGGAACAACGAUGAUCAGCCAGACACAGAUGCACAAGACGAGGUGAUCAUGCCAGGGCAGCCAACAGCAGCCAUGGCAGAUCGUGUUCGCUCCUUGCUUCCGGACUACUCACUGCAAGCCAUUGACAGAUCCGACAACUCGCCUCAGAUGCUGGCCUAUGAGUGGUUGAUGGGUGAUCCCAAUUUGGAAACAUACCCAGAUUGGCGGACGGUUCAACGUUUUUCCCUUGCCACGAUCUACUUUUCAUUGGGAGGCAACGAAGCCAGGGGCUGGGUCCAGGACACUGGUUGGAUAUCGUAUGACGUGCACGAAUGCGAGUGGUUCCAAUCGGAGCCAGAAGCCGCGGCCGCUGCCGACGACCCCUCCUUUGGCAGUGGUACCACAUACACAAUAUUCAACGUGUCGAGGCUUGACUCCAACGUUUGCACGGGCGAGACGGGAGAGGAGUAUCAACAUCUCUUGCUGCUCUCCAAUGGGCUCCAGGGAAGCAUCCCAGAAGAGUUGUAUCUGCUUUCCUCGCUCAAGACUAUUUCUCUCCGUGGCAACAUAGCUACUGGAUCCAUCUCAUCUCGUGUUGGAUUGUUGACAAGUUUGUUUGCUCUGGACGUUACAGCAAAUCGCAUGACCUCCACGCUUCCCACAGAGAUUGGAUUGCUCACCAACUUGACUGCACUUUCAACUGUGUUCAAUCCUGCAAUGACAGGAUCCAUUCCGAGUACAGUUGGCAACCUCUACGACCUGGGCAUCUUGGGGCUCGAUUCGUGUUCAUACUCUGGAGUCAUACCCACAGAGAUUGGAAGGCUUCGGCGCCUGUAUUGGUUGCUCCUCUACAAUAAUCGAUUCAGUGGGCAACUGCCAUCGGAGCUUGGUCUCCUGAGAUCGCCUACUUUCCAUUUGUUCAACAACAGCUUGACGGGAACAAUUCCCAGCGAACUAGGCAAUGUUCAGUACAUGUCUUUCCUAACUCUGGGUGACAACCCAGCACUUGAAGGCAACAUCCCUUCUGAGUUUGGUCAACUUGAAUAUAUUUGGAUGCUGGGAAUAUGGAAUACAAACGUGAGUGGUCCCAUUCCGACAGAAUUUGGAAGGCUGCUUGGCUUAUCAGGCCUUCUACUUGCAAAUAACCGUCUCCAUGGCUCGAUCCCAAGUGAGCUGGGUAAUUUGAAGUCCUUGUGGGGAUUGGGCUUGUUUGGCAAUGGAUUGUCGGGUGCCAUUCCUUCCGAGCUUUCUUCGAUAUCAGAUUUGGCUGCCCUAGCUUUGCAGGACAACAUCUUGACCGGCCAUAUACCAACGGAGUUUGGUGUCUUCUCAGAACAAGAUGGUUUCUUGAAAAUGGAACUAUUGGACUUGUCCGGCAAUCACAUGUCAGGAAAUGUGCCUUCUGAGCUUGGGUUGAUUACUUCACUGCGUGAACUUAGCCUCCACAACAAUCAGCUCACUGGAUCGGUUCCCAGCACGCUUGGAAACCUGUUUCGUCGCGCAUAUUCUUACGUUGAAUUCCUCUUCGCCAGUGGUUCCCUACCGGAUAUUUUUGCUUCCAUCAUUCCGUCCAGAUCGCUGUCAUUGGACAACAACCGCCUUGUAGGCAGUCUUCCAACGGAACUUGGCGGUAUGACCAGCUUGCUCAACUUUUCCAUUUCGAACAAUUCGCUUACAGGUGGCAUCCCUGAGCAGCUUGGGAACAUGGAAUCCCUGGAGAGUCUCAAUCUUGCAGACAACAAUCUCCGAGGUCCGGUACCUUCAGAGCUGGGUCUGCUUUCCGAACUGAUUUCGUUGUCGCUGGCAGACAACGAACUCUCGGGCAAACUCCCUACCGAGGUCGGGACUCUGGUUGCAAGCAAAGAGCCCGGUGCUAGUUUCGAGAAUCUCAACAUUUCAGGCAAUGGCUUCUCUGGAACCAUUCCAUUGGAUGUUUGCCUUGCUGGUUCCAAUGCUCUGUCUUUUGACUGCUCUGAUAGCCUGUGUGGGUGUGACUGUAGUUGUUCGUAAGAACCCAAGUCUCACACAAAAAGAUCUAGAGGGGUGGGCCAGCAAUUCGAUGGCACCAAGACAAACGGAUUCAUGAAGAUUUUCACGGCCUUCGCAACUGCAGCACCGAGGGGGCAACGGGAGCAAGCUUUGGUAAACUUCGACGAUUCGAUUCCAUCCGUCUUCGUCCUGUAUCAGUGACCCAGGCCUGGCCUGGGUCAAGUGGGAAAGCGGUUUGUAGUGACGGGCGUGCAAUGCUCGUGUCCUGAAUAUGUUGGGGAUCACACCCAGCGACUCGACUCGAUCUUUUGCUUGCUCCUUCAUAGUUAUUCUUGAUCAUUAACAUUGACUAGCUACUAGUGGAGCUACUUUCUUCAUCGCUUGGAAGUGCCAAGGGUGGUGCCAGUAUUAAUAGUCAGCACAUACCGCAUGGUGGAAACUGAAACUACGCCGUGUAUCAGUGCUUGUGGCAAGGACUUUUGAGGGUUGGGUGCUAAUAAUCGAUUCAGCGGGCAACUGCCAUCGGAGCUUGGUCUCCUGAGAUCAUCUACUAUUCAUUUGUUCAACAACAGUUUUGACGGUACCAUCCCCAGCAAACUAGGCAAUGUACCGUACAUGUCGAUCCUGGCUCUGGGUUGAUAACCCAGCACUUUCAGGCACGAUUCCUUCAACUGCAGCACAAUGGAAGCAACGACAGGAGGAAACUACCAGGAGAAAACUACGCAAUGUACCAGUGCCUGUGGCAACACGUACGCUCGUUGUCCUCGUCAUCGAACUUCUUGGCUGGCAGAACAGGGAGAUUUGAACAGAAAUGGCGGAACGUUCAAACCAGGGAGCUUCAAAGAUUAGCGCUUCAAAGAACUACCUACACUGGACGUGUCGGAAACAAUGCUGAAGGGCUUCCGGCUUCCGAGACAGAGAGAUCAUUCCGAGAUCAAUCAAGAUCUUCCCGAGAUCUCGCGGGACUGAUCAUUGGAUCUUUUUCCACAAAGAUCCAACAACGUCCCUUGACGUCGUCCUCUCUCUUCUUCCACUGCUGCUUCUGUUCUGUCAUGUGCAUUAUUAGGAGAUACUACAUGUAGCUAGCUAGCAUUCCCAACACAAGUUUUGAAGCCACGAGACAGAGUGAGA